AUGCUCAGCCGAUCGGUUGUCCGCGCCUCGGUGCGCCGCACUACCCCCUUCACGCCCGCUCGCUUCCAAUCCACGACGACCGAGAAGGCCACCGAGGCUGCUAAGGAUGCUGCGAGCAAGGCCGCGCAGGGUCUUUCGCGCGUGACGAGCGCCGCCGGUCCCGCUAUUAGCGGCGCGGCGAAGGGUGUUGCUGGUGCUCUGGGCAAGGUUGGCGGAAGGACGGGCAAGGUCGUCAACUUCCUUGAGAGGCAAACUCCCUUCGUCGUCUACUACUCCAAGGUCGCCGCCGAAGUCGCCAAGAUCGUCUUCAGGGGCCAGAAGAUGUCUCCUCCCUCCGCCGCCACCUUCCAGUCCUUCUACGAGAGCGCUUGGCAAAGCAUCCGACAGCCCAGCAAGAUCGCCGACACCGUAGCCCAGACCGUCAAGUCCGGCGCCCAGAAGCCCGCCGGCUACAUCCCCGGCAUCAGCAACGCCCAGCUCGCCGCCGGCGGUGUCGUCCUUGCCGAGUGCCUCGGGUUCUUCACUGUCGGAGAGAUAAUCGGCCGAUUCAAGCUUGUCGGAUACCACGGUGAGCCUGCCGCCGCCCACCACUAA
Molecule: messenger RNA, 594 nt
Organism: Scedosporium apiospermum
Lineage: Eukaryota; Fungi; Ascomycota; Sordariomycetes; Microascales; Microascaceae
Exons: 3
Coding region: 1-594 (197 amino acids)
Biological process (GO): proton motive force-driven ATP synthesis
Molecular function (GO): proton transmembrane transporter activity
Source: RefSeq, a predicted model, not a curated record